Messenger RNA from Sesamum indicum (sesame), 3288 nucleotides. RefSeq names its product FZO-like protein (gene FZL). Gene Ontology annotation, cellular component: chloroplast membrane. Lineage: Eukaryota; Viridiplantae; Streptophyta; Magnoliopsida; Lamiales; Pedaliaceae. Gene Ontology annotation, molecular function: GTP binding. The record is from RefSeq and is a predicted model, not a curated record. Gene Ontology annotation, biological process: thylakoid membrane organization.
AUCAUCACCACAUACCAUAAAAUUUCAGCAUCCCCCACUACUUGAAAGAUAACACAUCCCACCACCUAACCCGCCACCACCGUUCCCUCCUCCUUACAUCUAUGGUAAUUUCUUCCGUCUCCCCUUUGACCUCCACUCGCUUCGCACCCCACUUUUUCCUCUUCCACCCCAAAUCCACACUGCCAGCUCCUCGCCGUCGCUCUUGCUGUCUUGGCAGACAAACUUCUUUCUCCGCUCACUCUGCCGCAUCAAGCGGCAAUAGUUCUCUAAUUUCGAGUUCUAUAAACCAGAAUCCACCGAGAAGUCUGUUUCCCGGCGGUUACAAGCGGCCGGAGAUCAAGGUACCAAAUCUAGUCCUUCGGUUGAGCUCCGAUGACGUGUUUAGGGAUGAUAAGGCGGUGCUUGACGUCAUUGACGAAGCUGUUUCUGAUAGAGUUGGAAUCGUAGUGCUUACUGGCGGCGAGGGCAGCGGCAAGAAGCUAUAUGAGGCGGCAUGUUUGCUGAAGUCGGUAAUUAGGGACCGUGCUUACUUGUUGAUUGAUGAGCGCGUAGAUAUUGCAGCUGCGGUUAAUGCCAGUGGCGUUUUACUGUCUGAUCAAGGUCUACCUACCAUCGUGGCAAGGAAUACAAUGAUGGAUGCAAAAACUGAUUCAGUGAUUCUUCCUUUGGUAGCACGAAAUGUCCAAACUCAUAAUGCUGCAUUAGAUGCUUCUAAUUCUGAGGGUGCUGAUUUUCUUAUUUAUACUAUUGAUGGAGAAGGUAGUCUAGAGAAGCUGCUGAGCUCUGUGUCUGGACGUGUAAAAAUUCCAAUUUUUGUCAUGGUUGAUUCUGUUACGGAUGGGACAUCGAUAUCUUCAGAUUUACAGAGAUCAGGAGUUAGUGGUGUAGUUGUUUCUGUGGAUGAAUUGAGCUCGUUGAGAGAAGAUGCUUUGAGCAACUUGUUUUACAGUGAGUAUGCAUCCUAUAAGAAAGUAGAUGGUGGUCGGCAGAGUUUCGACAAUCUCAAAGCUACAGAUACGGAGAAUGGCUUUCCUGGAAAGAAGAUGAUUGCUGGGUUUACCAGAUUGGAAGAGAGAGAACAACAGAUCAUAGCCAAGGAGAGGUCGAUUUUGCUUGAAGCUAUAGAUGUCAUCCAUAGAGCCACACCACUGAUGAAGGAUAUCUCACUUCUCAAAGAUGCUGUUUCUCAACUUGAUGACCCAUUUUUACUGGUUAUAGUGGGAGAGUUCAACUCUGGAAAGUCGAGUGUCAUCAAUGCUUUUCUUGGGCAAAGAUACUUAAAGGAUGGGGUGGUUCCUACAACUAAUGAGAUCACCUUUCUACGCUAUUCUGAAUCAGAGUUUAGCGAGCAACGGUGUGAAAGGCAUCCUGAUGGUCAAUACAUAUGCUACAUACCUGCUCCAAUUCUAAAAGAAAUGAUAAUAGUUGAUACUCCUGGGACAAAUGUGAUUCUUCAAAGGCAGCAACAGCUCACCGAGGAAUUUGUUCCUCGUGCAGAUUUGCUUCUUUUUGUUAUGUCUGCGGAUCGACCACUGACUGAAAGUGAGGUUGCUUUUCUUCGAUAUAUUCAACAAUGGAGGAAGAAAAUAGUUUUCGUGCUGAACAAGUCUGACCUGUAUCAAAAUCCUGAGGAGCUUGAUGAAGCUAUUGCGUUCAUCAAGGAAAACACUCGAAAGAUGUUGAAUGCUGAAGAUGUCACCUUGUAUCCUGUAUCUGCACGGAGUGCUCUUGAAGCAAAGCUUUCGUCCUUUACCGUUCUGGAAAAGCAAGAACAACCCUCAAAUACUUCAUAUCUUGGAGCCAACAACUUUUCUCGUCUUGAAAAGUAUCUGUAUAGCUUUUUGGAUGCAUCCACAAAUAAUGGGAUCGAAAGAAUAAGGCUUAAGCUGGAAACUCCAGUUAAGAUUGCUGAACGGUUGCUUUCUGCUUGUCAAAAGCUUGUUAGGGAGGAAUGUCAGCAAGCAGAGCGGGACUUGGUGUUGGUAAAUGAUCUCCUAAGCAGUGUAAAAGAGCAUGCGGUGAAGAUGGAAAGUGAGAGCAUUUCUUGGAAGAGAAGAAUUUUGUCUCUGAUUGACAAUGUGCAAGGACGUGCAGUCAAACUGGCAGAAUCUACUCUGCAAUUAUCAAAUCUCGACCUUGUCACUUCAUAUGUUCUCAGAGGAAAUAAAUCUGUCCAAAUUCCAGUGACCUCAAGUCUGCGAAAUGAAGUAAUUGACCCUGCUGUCUCGGAAGCUCAAAAACUGCUUCGCGAAUAUGCUGUGUGGUUAGAAUCAAACAAUGCUCGCAAAGGAGAUAUGUACAAGGACUCAUUUGAGAAAAGAUGGCCUUCAGUUGUUCCAUCUAUCCAGUCUCAGUCGGAGGCCAGUCAAGUGCUAAGAACAAAGCAUCAAUUAGGUAUAACAGUUAUUGAGGAUUUUAGUGCUGCUGCUGCUUCUAAACUGUUCGACCAAGAGAUUCGUGAAGUGCUCUUGGGUACUUUUGGUGGAUUGGGGGCAGCUGGUCUAUCUGCAUCACUUUUGACAUCUAUCCUGCCUACCACUUUAGAAGAUCUCCUUGCUCUAGGCCUUUGCUCUGCAGGCGGUUUGUUGGCAAUUUCAAAUUUCUCGGCACGGAGGCAGCAGGUGGUGAGUAAAGUGAGAAGAACUGCUGAUGCCUUGGCUCGCCAGGUCGAAGAAGCAAUGCAAAAGGACCUCCUGGAUGCUACUGACAGUUUAAAUAACUUUGUAAUACUCAUUGGCAAACCAUAUCAAGAAACAGCUCAAGAUCGAGUGAAUAAACUUCUGGGCACUCUAGAUGAAUUAACAGCUAUUGAGGAACAACUCGAAACAUUACAAAUUGAGAUCCAGAAUCUUCAUGUAUCAAGGUAGCAACAAACCUCUGUUUCUCAUCCAGUAACCUGCCUUCCCACGCUGUUCCUGAGAAGAGAGUUAAGUGUUGCAAGAGUUGUAUUUUGUGUUCUAUGGUGGUAUGGGUCUGCCGGGGAAAUAAGUUAUUGUGAUUUGUGUGUAGAGGGAGUUUUGUACACAAAACUUUCUUAUGAUUCUUUUGCGGGUUGUUGUCUUUUUUACUUAAGCAAAAUAUGAGCUAUAGGUCGGUUUUUAAGAACUCCAACCAGCCGAAAAAGAUUCUAGUAUUGAAUUAUAGUAAUCAUGUAUGAAUAUCUUUAGAAAUUUCAUAUUAUUAUCUCAAGUACCACCCGAAAAUGAGGUUUGGCAACUGGUGGAUACAUGUACAUGUGCGAUGAUGUUUUGUCUUGUCAUUAUUAGUUAUAAUGUUCAUGAGAUCUCA